Molecule: messenger RNA, 876 nt
Organism: Trichophyton benhamiae CBS 112371
Lineage: Eukaryota; Fungi; Ascomycota; Eurotiomycetes; Onygenales; Arthrodermataceae
Exons: 1
Coding region: 1-876 (291 amino acids)
Source: RefSeq, a predicted model, not a curated record
AUGAGGUCGUUUAUUACCAUACCCAUUCUCCUAGGCUCCCUGGGAUCGUCCUCACCUAUCAAAUUCAGAUCCGACUCACGGUUUGAUGUCGAAGCACCAGAACAGACACGGGUUGGCUACUUUGACGGAGAUACCUUCUACUCCCCGCCCUUCGCUCCUCCUCGUGUAAAAAGCAACAACGAGCUACAUGAAGAUGGUGAUGAGUCUGUAGCUGAUACAGCCAUCCCAGACUGGCCCACAACCCAUCUACUAGCACGGCGUUUGCUCGCUAUCUCCUCUACAGCUGUCCUUUCCACGGUCUACCCCAAAGGCUAUAGGGACGGCACUCUCGAGGGAACGCCUAUUGGUUUACCCGACUAUAUCGCCGACUGCUCUGCCCACGAUAACAACGUUGCCUUGACGAAUAUUCUUGGACGAGGAAAUCCUCUUUUACUUGCCCUGAACAUUGGCACAACGUUUAGAAAUGCAAAGGCUGGGUCUAAGGUUUCCCUAUCAGUUGACUGGUGGCAGCACUCCCGUAUUCCGCCAGAGGGAGAAGAUCCUCUAGAUCGUGUGCCAGCUGGGCUUCCUCGCCUUUCACUCCUCGGACGCAUUGAGGAGAUUCAACUCUCAUCUUUAUCUAAAGGGGACAAGGAAGCAAUCGAACAGUGCUUCCUCAAAAAUCACCCAGACUCCAAAUACUGGCUCCCAGGGUCACCAAAAUCUCCGCAUAAUGGAUACUGGGCACGGCUAGUUGUUGAAAAGGCGUUUUGGGUGGGGGGCUUUGGUGAUAGAGCAAGAAUAGGCUGGCUUGAUAUGGAUGCUUGGAAGACUGUUCCGGAGAAUAGCAAGGAUGGGAAGAAAGGGUGGGCUGAUAUCAAAUUACCAGGAGAGUGA